CAUCCAUCUUGGCUCAUUUUCCAAAACAAAUAAAGCCAUUGUAAAGAAAAUAGCUAUGGCAGGUGAAUUAGCAAAGGAGGAGCCCCCCGUUACAAAUGUGAAAGUCCUGAAUAAAACCAACGUGAAACCCCAAAAACCACUAGGAAAAAAAGAGUGUCAAUUGGUAACGUUUGAUUUACCUUACUUAGCUUUUUAUUAUAACCAAAAAUUGAUGAUCUAUAAAGGGGCUGAGAACUUUGAGGAAACGGUGGAAAAAUUGAAAGAUGGGCUGGCCUUAGUGUUGGAAGAUUUUUACCAACUUGCUGGGAAAUUGGGAAAAGAUGAAGAGGGAGUUUUUAAGGUGGAAUAUGAGGAUGACAUGGAUGGAGUGGAGGUGAUUGUGGCUGUUACUGAAGGGAUUGAAGUUGCAGAUCUUACUGAUGAAGAAGGCACCACCAAAUUCCAGGAUUUAAUUCCCUAUAACAAAAUCGUGAAUUUGGAAGGGCUUCACAGGCCUCUCCUGGCUGUGCAGCUCACUAAGCUCAAGGACGGGCUCACCAUGGGAGUAGCACUUAAUCAUGCUGUGCUGGACGGUACUUCCACGUGGCACUUCAUGACCUCCUGGGCCCAGAUUUGCAGUGGGGCCACCUCAAUUUCGGUCCCACCUUUCCUUGACCGAACCAAGGCUCGUAACACCCGUGUCAAGCUCAACCUCUCUAAGCCAUCCGACGCACCCGAGCAUGCCAACUCAGCAACCAAUGGUGAUGACCCACCUCUCCGCGAAAGACUCUUCAAAUUCUCCGAGUCAGCAAUUGACCAAAUCAAGUCGAAGGUCAACGCUAACCCGCCAGAGGGAUCAGGAUCAUGUGCUACCACAUUCUCCACAUUCCAAUCACUCUCUGCACACGUGUGGCUAGCCAUCACACGUGCGCGAGAGCUCAAACCUGAGGACUACACCGUCUACACGGUCUUCGCUGACUGCAGGAAAAGAGUUGACCCUCCAGUGCCUGAAAGUUACUUCGGAAACCUAAUUCAGGCUAUUUUCACUGUGACCGCGGCUGGACUGUUGCUGGCACACCCCAUUGAGUUUGCUGCUGGGAUGAUACAGCAAGCGAUCGUGAAGCAUGACGCGAAUGCAAUUAAUGAGCGCAACAAGGAGUGGGAGAGUAACCCGAAGAUAUUUCAGUAUAAAGAUGCUGGAGUGAAUUGUGUGGCUGUUGGAAGUUCGCCUAGGUUUAAGGUGUAUGAUGUGGAUUUUGGAUGGGGAAAGCCGGAGAGUGUGAGGAGUGGAUCAAAUAAUAGGUUCGAUGGGAUGGUGUAUUUGUAUCCCCAGAAAAAUGGAGGGAGAGGCAUUGAUGUGGAGAUUAGUUUGGAAGCAAAUGCUAUGGAUAGGUUGGAGAAGGAUAAAGAGUUCCUCAUGGAAGCUUAAUUAAGCUGCUUGGAUUAAUUUGAAGUAGAACUUUAUCUUCGCUUUAAGUGAUUCUUUAUGCAUGUUUCUAGGGGGUUGCAUUUUUCUUUGUAUUGUUUUCUGCUUUUGUAUGUUUCUUUUUCUGGUAUGUUAUGCAGAGACGCACCUGAGUAUAAAGGUUUCUUAGUGCUUAA
Messenger RNA from Lycium barbarum (goji berry), 1581 nucleotides. RefSeq names its product BAHD acyltransferase DCR. The record is from RefSeq and is a predicted model, not a curated record. The transcript has 2 exons. Lineage: Eukaryota; Viridiplantae; Streptophyta; Magnoliopsida; Solanales; Solanaceae. The coding region runs from base 56 to 1408 and encodes 450 amino acids.